Xyrauchen texanus (razorback sucker) is the source of this 2792-nucleotide messenger RNA. RefSeq names its product PAT complex subunit CCDC47. The record is from RefSeq and is a predicted model, not a curated record. The transcript is spliced from 13 exons. Gene Ontology annotation, biological process: endoplasmic reticulum calcium ion homeostasis. Gene Ontology annotation, cellular component: endoplasmic reticulum. Gene Ontology annotation, molecular function: calcium ion binding. NCBI's taxonomy places the organism in Eukaryota, Metazoa, Chordata, Actinopteri, Cypriniformes, Catostomidae. The coding region runs from base 131 to 1585 and encodes 484 amino acids.
GGUUGGUAUUCGCAAAGCACUGUGGGUAGAGUCAGUCAGAUGAUCCUCGCCUCUGCUGUGAGACAGUUACUGGUACGGCUGCUCUGUUACAGACUGUUAGCCACUGAAGAAAUCACACACGUUUAAAGCCAUGAGGCACCUGCUCUUCCUCCCGGCCCUUCUGCUGCUGCUGGCCCUGCCGGACACUAGAGGGCGCUACAAUGAUGACUUUGAUGAUGGUGAGGACAUUGCCGAGUUUGAUGACAAUGACUUUGCUGAAUUUGAAGAUGUCAGUGAGGAUCCAGAAGUUGAUGUGGAGAAAGAGCCACCCCCACGAGCAGCCCCUUCAUCCACACCGGUAGAGGAUGAUGAAGACGAGGCCACAGUGGAGAAUGAGGAUGGCCAGGAUGAGUUUGAGGAUGGUGAUGCACAAGAUCAAGACAUGUACAGCAAGUUUGACAAUGAGGAGUUUGAGGGCUACGAGAAGACCAACCCCUCCUUUAAAGACACUCUUAUUUACAGAGAGGUCCCAGCACACUUGCAGAACAGUUGGGAGAGUUAUUACAUGGAAAUCUUGAUGGUCACUGGUCUCCUAGCCUAUAUUAUGAACUAUAUAAUUGGAAAAAACAAGAACAGCAGGCUCGCCCAGGCAUGGUUCAAUUCCCACAGAGAACUUCUCGAGAGCAACUUUGCCCUUGUUGGUGAUGAUGGUACCAGUAAGGAGGCCACCAGUACGGGAAAGCUUAAUCAGGAGAAUGAGCACAUCUAUAACCUGUGGUGCUCGGGACGUGUCUGCUGUGAAGGAAUGCUAAUUCAGCUAAAGUUUCUGAAAAGACAGGAUCUGCUGAAUGUUUUGGCACGGAUGAUGAGACCAGCAUGUGAUCAAGUACAAGUUAAAGUUACUCUGAGUGACGAUGACAUGGAUACAUUUGUGUUUGCCGUGGGGAGUCGGAAGGCCAUGGCACGACUGCAGAAGGAGAUGCAGGACUUGAGUGAGUUCUGCGGGGAUAAGCCCAAGUCAGGGGCUAAAUAUGGCCUCACUGACUCUCUGAACAUCAUAUCAGAGAUGGGGGAGGUCACGGAUGGAGUGAUGGACAACAAGAUGGUACAUUACCUCACCAAUCAUGCUGACAAGAUUGAGUCCAUCCAUUUUUCGGACCAAUUUUCUGGUCCAAAAGUUAUGCAAGAGGAGGGUCAGCCCUUAAAGCUGCCAGAGACCAAGAAAACACUGCUGUUUACAUUUAAUGUGCCUGGGAUGGGUAACACGUCUCCCAAAGAUAUGGACAGUCUGCUUCCUCUGAUGAACAUGGUGAUCUACAGCAUCGACAAAGUCAAGAAGCUCCGCCUCAAUAGAGAGGGGAAGCAAAAAGCUGACAGGAACCGUGCUCGUGUGGAGGAGAACUUUCUGAAGCAGACUCACGCUCAAAGACAGGAGGCUGCUCAGACACGCCGGGAAGAGAAGAAGAGAGCGGAGAAAGAGAGGAUCAUGAAUGAGGAGGAUCCAGAGAGACAGCGCCGCUUAGAGGAAGCUGCACAACGUCGCGAGCAAAAGAAGUUGGAGAAGAAGCAGAUGAAAAUGAAGCAGAUCAAGGUGAAAGCCAUGUAAGCAGAGGGCGGCACACCUACGUAGUCAUUAGAUAAAUAAUCUACUACUUCCGUAGCUCCUGCUUGCACCUGCCAAUGUGCACUCAAUUACAAGGUCUUAUAUGAAUGUGCUUGCCAUUCUAUUGGCUGCUACUGUUCCCAUAGAAACACUCUGUCCAAUCAGAAUGAAGAAAGCACAUUUACAUUUAGUCAUUUAGCAGAUGCUUUUAUCCAAAGCGACUUACAGAUUAGACAAAUAGCAAUCAAUUUGUCAUAUAAAGUUUAACAACAUCUGCAGUAUGGGACUGCCAAGAUCUCACAGUUGCUGGAGUAGUAAAGAUGCUAGUACAAAAGAAAGAGACAGACAAGGAAUUAUUUAUUUAUUUUUGUACAUUUAACUUAAGAGCAGUAGUAAGUGCAAAUAAUGUGGGCUGGUUAAGUGCUUGCGGAACAGAUGUGUUCAAAACUGCUCAGAUGUGCAGCUGGUUAAGGAGGAAAUGUGAUCUUUUAAAGACAGCUGGAUGGGAAAUAUGUGUGUUUAAAAGCCAUUUGAAAGGUUACUGUAGAAGUCAUUUAGUUUAAGAAUUGGUGUUCUAAAUAAUUGCAUGGCAGAUUUUAAUCGAAAAAAAGUAUGAAUCUUGAGCAUGUUGGCCAGGCAAUAUUUUGCUUUCUUGCUGGAUUUGCCAUAAUAAACUGGUCCUUUGAGCCCCAUCAAACCAGCAUCACACUUAAGCCAUUAUUUUCCGAUUCAGUUGUCUUCUGAAGUAAAGGGCCUUCCAUAACAGAAUUUUGUUGAGAGGAACUGCAUUUUCAUUUGAUUCUUUUCCCGUGGAUUUAAUUUAAUCUGUUUCAGCAUGCUUCUUUUUAAUUGGAAAAUCAGGGAGUUUUUAAAAGGAACUGGGUGGGUAAGUAAACUUUUUUUGUACAGUAGUUUUUUUUUUUUUUUUUGUUUUUUUUGAGAGUUCAUGAUUGCCACUCUUUUAUAAAUUAUUGGCCAGUCGUUGUUGUUUUUCUAUCUUUCUCAUUCUCUCUUUUUUUAUGAGCAUAGGUCCUUUGUGAGCACAAACUCCACCUGUAAUAGUAUUUAAUAGAGGAGACAUUUUUAUUUAUCUUUAAGUUAAAGGUUGAUCCGAUCAUCUAUGGGCUCAUAUGUUUAUGAAAGAACAUUGACUGUAACACUUGUUUUGUAAGAUUUGUUAAAGAGAGCGCAAAACUAAAUAAAUCUUUCA